This is a messenger RNA of Drosophila serrata, 1099 nucleotides long. It is a transcript of the gene THG, whose product is annotated as tRNA-histidine guanylyltransferase. Lineage: Eukaryota; Metazoa; Arthropoda; Insecta; Diptera; Drosophilidae. Gene Ontology annotation, molecular function: tRNA guanylyltransferase activity; magnesium ion binding. The record is from RefSeq and is a predicted model, not a curated record. Gene Ontology annotation, biological process: tRNA modification.
CCUAACAUAAAACAUAAUAUAAAUGUCCAUCACUAUCGAUAUUUAACAAAUCAGCUGUUUACUCAUCUCAUGCGGUGGCAAAGAAAGCUUCAAGAUUUGAAGUUCAAAUGCGUUUGAUUGGAUUUCUUAAUAAAUUUGGCGCAAUAUUGAAUCGUAGCUCUGCUGACAGACAUCUAAUCAAAAGAAGCAUGGCCUGUAGCAGAUUUGAGUACGUAAAAACCUACGAACAGGACGACAGUAUACUGCCAAACGUGUGGAUAGUAAUUCGCAUCGAUGGCAAGAAGUUUCACAAGUUCUCCAAAACACACGACUUUGACAAGCCGAACGACGAGAAUGCAUUGAAUGUGAUGAACGCAGCCGCCACGGCCGUGAUGGGAGAGUUCCGGGAUAUUGUCCUGGCCUAUGGGCAGAGCGAUGAAUACUCGUUUGUAUUUCGAAAGGAGACGGCUGCCUUUAAACGACGUUCUGCCAAGCUGCUUACCUAUGUCACCAGCCUCUUCUCCACGAGCUACGUGAUGCAGUGGUCCAACUGGAUGAAUCAGCCUCUCGCUUACGCCCCCUGCUUCGACGGGCGGGUGGUCCUAUAUCCGUCCGACGAGAAUCUAAGGGACUAUCUAAGUUGGCGGCAGGCGGAUGUGCAUGUGAACAAUCUCUAUAAUACGGCCUUUUGGAAGCUGGUCCUGGAGAAGGGUCUGACGAAUCAAGAGGCAGAGGCAAAAUUGCGAGGCACUUUCUCCGCGGACAAAAAUGAGCUGCUCUUCCAGGAGUUUGGCAUUAACUACAAUAAUCUGCCGGCCAUGUACCGAAAGGGAACGAUUCUGCUGAGAAAACGCGUCACUGUAAAUGAAAAGGCGAGGCAGGCCAUUGUGCCCUUGCACGAGGAUCUGAUUUCUUCACAGUUCUGGAAAGAGCACACCGAAAUUUUGGGCAAAUAUGUGCCAGGAACCUACAAUUCGUCCCAGCCCCUGCACAGAUUGGUGCACCUACAAAUAGAUGAUAAGAUGGCGGAGGUCAAGAAGCUAUCGGAGAGUGUAGAAGAGAGUUGUUAGUACCUUAGUUGAUAGUACUUAUGGCAAUAUAUUUUGUAAGCUUAAAGUUA